GAGCGAAAGUGAAAAGGCGCAGGUAUGUGAUCCGGAUUGACUCCGCUUGCCGGUUUCCCGGAUGUCUCAUCUCCGGAUCGGAGCCCUGGUCUUUCUCGCUUUCUUCAGCCAGAUCACAGCCCAAGUACUGCUGCCGCCUCCUCGUGACCUUACGCUUCUGUCGAAGGAUUUCAGUCUGUUCUUGAGCUGGCUUCCAGAUGACAGCUACCCUUCUGGAGUGUCCUAUACGGUUCAGUGGAGAGUGGAACCUGCGCCCCCAAUGUUGCAAGUACACGAGACUGAAAACAUCGUCAGAGUGAACGCUACUUUCUUGUACCCAUCGUGUGCGAAGGACAUCUUGCAGCAUCAGGUCUACUACAACUUGGAAACUUGGGAAGCAGGAACAGAGAAAAAAAACAGGUAUGAGCGACCGAAGGGGAAUGUGAUAGAACUUAACAUGACGCAGUGGCCUAGCGGUAAUUACUGCUUCCAUGCCCGGAGUUACUUCCAGACAAACGAGAAAUGGAGCCACUUCUCCUGGCCGGUUUGUACACAGCUACAUGGAAAAGGUAUCCUGCAAGGGGCAGCAGAAAACUGGACAUUGAUUUUUCUUCCCUUACUGCUCGUGGUCUCAGCUGGUCCUCUUAGCGUCUACGUCUGGUGCAGACACAAGCUUAAGCAAGCCAAGACGCCUCAGGCUUUGGAUUUUUCCACAUUCAACAGUCCAAAGAAGUUGUUCAAAUUUGGCACCAUGGAAGAAAUCGUAGUGGAUGUCCUCCUGUGCACAGGGGUGCCUUUAGAUGCAGGAAAGAGGAACAGGCUCCCUCAUCAGAUAACACGGUCUCCUGUGUGUUCACUGGCAGAAGACGGUAAUGAGGAUGAAGAAGACGAAGAUGAUAGCGGUGGUCCCAUACCUUACACGGAAAUGCACAGAUUCAAAAAGAAAGACAGGGAUUUCCAAGUGGGCUUGGAUCAGAAGGCAUUCGAUCCAUCUUCUCAAUCUGGAAAUGCCCAUCCUCAUGGGGAGUGUUGGCCAGUGGUGAUGAUGCCAGGACCCUUUGAUUCAAUAGAAUGGGUGACAGAAAAGGCUGUUUCUGGAUUCUCCAAAAAUCUGGGAGGCUCACUUUCGGAAAACUCUUCAAUGGAUGAUCCCCUGGACUUUCCUAUCACUUCUCCAGUUGCCAGAGGAGAAGGACAGGAAGAUGCGAAUAGUGAUAUAGACUUUUGGCCUCGCAUGCCAAGACUGACAGAAGGACUUGACCCUGUAUCUCCUACGAGGAGGCAAUUCAUGGCAGCAAGAGACCACCCUGAAGCCACCUGCGGACAACUGGACGUCUCGUGGCUCCUUGAGGAGCAGCUGAUAAAUCAGGAAAGUUUUGAAAAAGACGUCAGCAAUUGCAGAGAACUCAGGGAAGAGGUCCCUCUUUUGAUGGCGUCUUGUAAGGAGGACUUAGAAAAUGAGACACUGGGAGGAGAUGGAGAUUCUGGAGUUUUGUCCAGCUCUAGGUUUCACGGUUAUGAGCCCAAACACAUACCUUAUAUUGCAAGAGCACAAGUUGGAUAACUGAGGUCCGCAUAACAUCAUAUUCCCAUCAGACGUUGCUCCUAAGUUUAUUUUUAUUAAAACCUCUUUAGGGUAUGAUGGCCUAACAUGUGACAAUAAUCACAGCAGGAAAUGGUUCCCACAUUUUCUUGCUGUAUCAAAAGCAAAUCGUUUUGUAAAAGAGAAAUAUAGGUAGACAGUUUCCGUGG
Molecule: messenger RNA, 1731 nt
Organism: Pogona vitticeps (central bearded dragon)
Lineage: Eukaryota; Metazoa; Chordata; Lepidosauria; Squamata; Agamidae
Source: RefSeq, a predicted model, not a curated record